This is a messenger RNA of Macrosteles quadrilineatus (aster leafhopper), 500 nucleotides long. Its product is annotated as leupaxin-like. Bases 86 to 475 code for a protein of 129 amino acids. The record is from RefSeq and is a predicted model, not a curated record. Gene Ontology annotation, biological process: cell-cell junction organization; positive regulation of integrin-mediated signaling pathway; positive regulation of substrate adhesion-dependent cell spreading. NCBI's taxonomy places the organism in Eukaryota, Metazoa, Arthropoda, Insecta, Hemiptera, Cicadellidae. Gene Ontology annotation, cellular component: cytoplasm; focal adhesion; cell-cell junction. The transcript has a single exon.
GACAACAAGGGAAAUUCCAGUAAACUUUCACGAUGAUUAAUCUCACCCACUGAUACUUCACGAUCAACAGACUUUCACAUCCAAAAUGUCCGCCCGUACCUCCCAGAUAUACAAGGUGUCCGAGGUGACCCCUAACUGUGCCCAAUGCAACAAACCCAUCACAGACACUGUGGUAGCUGCACUGGGCAAGACCUGGCAUCCUGAACACUUUACCUGCGCACACUGCAAAAAACCCAUAAGGGAACCGACAUUCCGUGAGCAGAGUGGCCAACCCUACUGUGAGGCAGAUUAUAUGCAGCUUUAUGGUAAAUCCUGCUCUGGUUGUGGCCAGCCUAUCAAAAACACCAUACUGACCGCGUUGAAUAAAACCUGGCAUCAAGAGUGCUUCAAGUGUACGAAAUGUCAGAAAGUGAUCGCUCUUAAAGAGUUCACGGAGAAGCAUGGGAAUCCUUUUUGUAUGGGUUGUGGAAAAUAAUGGACCAUUAAUGUGUCCAGUAAAC